GAAGUGAGGAAGGAGCUGCGGGCCAGAAGUGACGUGAUCCCGGUGCCUCCCGCUCUAACAGUUCCCAGCCUAAAGCAAAAUGGCGCCCCUGGACCUGGAGAAGUACGUGGAAAUCGCCCGGCAGUGCAAGUAUUUACCGGAGAAUGACUUGAAGCGCUUAUGUGAUUAUGUGUGUGAUCUGCUGCUGGAAGAGUCAAAUGUUCAGCCCGUAUCUACUCCAGUUACAGUCUGCGGAGAUAUACAUGGACAGUUUUAUGAUCUAUGUGAGCUGUUUAGAACCGGAGGCCAAGUCCCUGACACCAAUUACAUAUUUAUGGGAGACUUUGUAGACCGAGGAUAUUACAGCCUGGAGACGUUCACCUACCUUCUUGCUCUGAAAGCCAAGUGGCCCGACCGCAUUACACUGCUGAGAGGGAAUCACGAGAGUAGACAAAUCACACAAGUAUACGGAUUCUACGAUGAGUGCCAAACAAAAUAUGGAAAUGCCAACGCAUGGCGGUACUGUACCAAGGUGUUUGAUAUGCUGACAGUGGCAGCUUUAAUAGAUGAGCAGAUUCUCUGUGUACAUGGUGGGCUGUCCCCAGACAUAAAGACUUUGGAUCAGAUCCGGACCAUUGAACGUAAUCAAGAAAUCCCUCACAAAGGAGCAUUCUGUGACUUGGUAUGGUCAGACCCAGAGGACGUGGACACUUGGGCUAUCAGCCCCAGAGGGGCAGGUUGGCUGUUUGGUGCAAAGGUCACCAAUGAGUUUGUGCACAUAAAUAACCUGAAACUUAUCUGUCGAGCGCAUCAGCUAGUGCACGAGGGCUACAAGUUUAUGUUCGACGAGAAGCUGGUAACCGUCUGGUCUGCCCCAAACUACUGCUACCGGUGUGGCAACAUUGCGUCCAUUAUGGUUUUCAAGGAUGUGAACACCCGGGAGCCAAAACUGUUUCGUGCGGUCCCAGAUUCAGAACGAGUGAUCCCACCCAGAACCACCACACCGUACUUCCUCUGAAGCCUCUCCACCUGUUGUGUACUGUGCUGGAAUUUUUUAUUUUUUUGUCUGUUUUAAACACUUUGCUGCUGAAAUGCUACAUCUUUGCCUUUCUUUUAACUUAUCGAACAUGAAGUGAGUGUGUGUAUUAUAUAUAUAUUUUUUUUUUUCCUUGAGCAAUUGUACUGCUAAUUGAGCACCUACUAGUAGACAGUAAAGCUUUCUCCACUUCCCUUCUUAGUUUUGGUUAGGCCUUAAAGGGGCUAUCCCAUGACUAAUGUAAAAAAUGAAAAUCAGACAUCAUAGUACAUGAGGAUCUCUUUUCUAACAGAGCCAGCCCUGCACCUCACAUGGAUCCAGAGAUCUCCCCAUUCACUCAUCUGUAGAUUUCUAUCAAGCUGGCAGCUGUCUUGCUGGUGAAGCUAAGGGGGCGUGGAAAAGACCAAACAGCAGGUGGUGCUAUACAGAUGUAUUUUGAGUCUGUGGCUAGAUUUCUAUUUACAUGCACUUACAAAAGUAUUCAGGUGCUGGUUUGAAAACGGUAGAAUAUUUUUCAUGGGGAAAACCCCUUUAAAGGGUUUCUGUCACCCCAAUUUUCCCUGUAAAACAGGCUGACACUAUAUAGAUGUGAAAAUGUCACCUGGAAUUUAACUCUGCAUUUCUUUUAUUUAAGUGUGCCCCCGUUUUCAUGUAAUUUUAACUUUUUAUUAUAUGCUGUCCCGCUCAGUAUAUGGCGCAAAUGGGGCCAGCAGGAGAACCAACGCUGGCCUGGCCCUGUCAAUCAAGACAGAAGGGCGUGGAAAUGAGGUGGGCGAACGGAGCCUCUCGGAGCAGGUGCAACACCCCCCUGGUCAUAGAGGCUCAUUUGCAUAUAAUAAAAGUUAAAAUUACAUAAAAACGGGGGCACACUUAAAUAAAAGAAAUGCAGAGUUAAAUUCAGGUGACAUUUUCACAUCUAUAAUGUCAGCCGUUUUAAUAGCGAGAAUUGGGGUGACAGAAACCCUUUAAGUUAAAGGGGUAUAAUAAUUAUAAUGCGAUGGCAUAUUGUUAUGACAUGCCAUCAUUUUGUAAUCAGUGGGAGGGGUGUAGGGUCUGACCUUUGGGUUCCCCACUAAUCCUGAGAAUGAAGGGCAUGCAGUACUGAGGUGCACCCAGCCACCCGCCUGGCACCCAGCCCCGUUCAUGUGAAUGGUGCUGCUGUGCAAUCUGCCCUCUCGUUAUG
Messenger RNA from Bufo bufo (common toad), 2198 nucleotides. It is a transcript of the gene PPP6C, whose product is annotated as protein phosphatase 6 catalytic subunit. The coding region runs from base 80 to 997 and encodes 305 amino acids. The transcript is spliced from 7 exons. Gene Ontology annotation, molecular function: protein serine/threonine phosphatase activity. Gene Ontology annotation, biological process: G1/S transition of mitotic cell cycle; peptidyl-serine dephosphorylation. Gene Ontology annotation, cellular component: cytoplasm. The record is from RefSeq and is a predicted model, not a curated record. Lineage: Eukaryota; Metazoa; Chordata; Amphibia; Anura; Bufonidae.